Molecule: messenger RNA, 246 nt
Organism: Protopolystoma xenopodis
Lineage: Eukaryota; Metazoa; Platyhelminthes; Monogenea; Polystomatidea; Polystomatidae
Source: the annotation of a GenBank genome assembly
AUGGACUUCGUCAGAGCAGGACACCAUGGUUGGUUACGAAGCCUUAUUCCUAGCUAUGCUCUUCGUGUAGAAGAGGAAGCAUGGAAUGCUUAUCCUUACACUAAGACUCGUUACUCCGUACCUCUUGUUGAGCGCUUCAAGCUUGAAAUAGAAACACAUUACUUUGAUGAUGCAGGAGAGAGAGAGGACGUCUUCAAAUUGACCUCCGAGGAGCGCAAAUCCAGAAUUGUAGGCCUUCACGACUAA